GAGAGAGAGGGAGGCUGACAGGGUUUCAGAGGCGUGCUGUAGUGCAGAGGUUUCUCUACUGAGGAGAGGGUUUGUCAGAGUGAAUUUCUCUGGUGUUGCUUCUGCUGGAGUGAAUGCAGCACAGAGGAUACACUGCAAGGAACACUUCACUGGAGAACACUGUGGUGGUUUCUGCUGAGGUCUGGAUGUCUGUCGUGUUCCUGUAGACUCACCUUUCAGUGGCAUUCAACAGCAAAGCCAUAUAGCUGCAACAACCAGCCCCUGCUUCGAAAGACCUUCACCUGAAGAGCACAGGCAGACCGUCGGAGGAGCGCCGACCGUUGAGGAUUCCUCCAUCAUUCUAAAGUUAAUCCUUCCUUGGUUGAUGUGAAACAUAAGUUAGGAGAAACUACUAGCUGUCAUUUGGGAGGAAGAGGACAAACGUCACAGCGGGAGAGAGACACCUUAAGCAGAGCAUCUAAACUGGAAUUGACUGGAGGAGAGUGGAAGGGUACUACAGGAUGCUUCUGGGCAGUAUGAACCGUCCGGGGGCGGUCCCUGCCUUCCUCAGGACCCCAACCAUGAUGCCACCCCCACUGGACAUGAAGCACUUCCUGCAGUUCCCACUGGAAACAGCUCCAUCACAACACAGCAUGGGCCUCUUUCACAAUUUCAACACCAACAGUUACUCAACAAUGGACCCUGUACAGAAGGCAGUGCUGAACCACACCUUUGGCCCUCCCAUGAUGAAGACCAAACGACCCAUCAUCUCCUGCAACGUCUGUCAGAUCCGCUUCAACUCAGAAAGUCAGGCUGAGGCCCACUACAAAGGGAACCGCCACGCUCGGAGGGUAAAGGGCAUAGAGACUUCCAAGACCCGCCCCCAGGAGGGAGACAAGCUGACCGCUACCCCCGCCGCCCCCCCCUCUCCAGUAGGCCCCUCACCAUCCAGCCCAGAGCCUAACCCUAAUAAACAGGACGAUGUCCAGUCCCACCCACGUUCAAACAGCUCACCCAUGACACACAGCCUCGCCCCUGUACCUGUCCCUGACACCCCAGACACACCCCUCGACCCUGUGUCAUCGGCCCUGCCCCUUCUGAGUGUGCCCAUGGCCACCGCCUCCACCCCGCCUCCGGCCCUGGGCGCCCCGGAGGUGGACACCCCCAUGGAGGGGCCCGCCGACACCUCGUCCCCGGUCCCAAGCCCCGCUCCAGGGGAGUCUGAGGAGGACAGGGCCAAGAAGCUGCUUUACUGCUCCCUGUGCAAGGUGGCGGUCAACUCCCUCUCUCAGCUAGAGGCGCACAACAAAGGUACCAAACACAAAACCAUCCUGGAGGCGCGGAGUGGCCUGGGCCCAAUCAAGGCAUACCCUCGUCUGGGCCCUAACCUCAGCCCAGAGCAGGCAGGGGGCCUGCCCCCUGACCCCAACACUCAGGAACGAACUUUCCACUGUGAGAUAUGCAAUGUGAGGGUGAACUCUGAACUGCAGCUCAAACAGCAUAUAUCCAGUCGAAGGCAUCGGGACGGAGUCGCAGGGAAGCCCAAUCCCCUCCUUAGCCGGCACAAGAAGCGUGCAGAUUUUGUGUCUUCCUUCACCUUCUCAAAGGACCUUCCAAAAACCCUGGGUCAUGGACUGUUGCCGAAUCCUCUGGCUGUUGCAGCUGUGAUGGCAGCCGCAGCCUCCUCCAAUCAGCUGGCUCAGCUUCGUCCCCCUGGUCAUGUUUCUCACCCUCAGAACUACCCCCACCACCUCCUACAGGGAACGCACCUCAGCCUUCUACGGCCUGCUCCUGGGCCUAUGCGCACCACCCAUGGGCCAAUCCUCUUCUCCCCCUAUUGAGCUUGGUGGGGUGGUGGCCUGUCAGGAAGAAGCACACUGUGAAAUGAACAGGGAAAAACAUUGAUAGAUACUUGACAGAGGUUACAAAAUGUUGACUGACAACAAAAAAAAACGAUCCCUCCACAUUUCUUCAUUCAUACAUUUCCACAGGAACUUCCAGGGGACAUUACGUGAAAAGCUUUGAGAUAUUUCAAAGAGGAAGUACGCUUGACAGAUGCCGUUGGACUUUCUGUCUUCCUCCUUUAACCAACCCUCCCACUUUCAGUUGAAUCUGAGAUCCUCCACAUAUAGAAAACAUUUUACAUUAUCUGUAAUGGCAGGAUGUCUCAUUAGACUGAGCUCUUUUAAUAGUUCAAUUUCCUAUUUCCUCUGUAGUUCAGUGCUCAUCCACCUGAAGCCAAUUGCAAGAUAUGUCCCAUCACCAACUAAGACAUUAGCUUAGAAAAAGUACUGUAGCUGCCUCUUAGUAAUAUGUCGUACAUAGAACAGUAGAACCAAUUGUGCAUUACUGCAAAACCCUGUUAGGGUGUUCAAUAAGUACAGUACCUACUGAGCCCACGCUGUUACUCCAGGUGUUAGAUUAGAUGCCUGCUGUGCAGAUUCAGGGACAAGGUACGUUAGCCUACAUUUGCUGUGUUGCUGGAUCAGUUGAGAGAGAAAAGCGAUAGAACAUUUGAAGGUCAUUUGUGAUAAACCAUUUAAAUGUAGUUUUCCUUGCAGACCUCCACUUUCAGUCUUAUUGUCUGUAAGAAGACCAAGAAAGGGGAGAGUGGGGUGUCCACUUGGGUUCCUUUGAGCAUUCCUCAAGUUUUGGCUCUUCUAUUAAAUUGUAUGGGUGGUGGCGAAGAGUGUGCUUGUUUGUGUGUGUGUGUGUUCUGGAGAUAGAGAAAUAUUAAGCACACAACUAUGCCUCAGUGUUGACCCCUUUCAUUCAAACUGCAAACAAUUUAUGUCAAAUUUGGGCGGAGACAGUAGGUUCUUGUAAUUAUAUACAGAUCUCUGUUUGUAUUUUUCAAAGCCAUUGAUGACCUCUGACCUGAUACCCAGAUGGUAGCAUGUUGAGUGUGGCAUAGGUGAGACACUGUGAUGGGGGACAUUUUGAUGUGAAAAAGUAAGACAAAGUUGCUAUUAACAGAGGGGACAUGAACAAGGACAACGAACCUGUAUUUUCUCUCACCUGCUCAUCACAAGCAGUCAUGGAUAGUAGAAUAAUAUGCAAUGUCAAGUCAACAUUUUAUCCAGAGUAAUGACAAUAAUAUAUUUACAUUUUAAGAGGGGACUGCUUUCCUACUCUGCCUCAUGUAUUGGUACCCAAUCUCGCCCUAACCCAUAGGAAUAUGGCCUGGGUUGAGCUUGGAAUCACUGUUAACUGAGUUUGUUAUGGAGUCUUAAGAAGGGUAAAGGACUGGGAAAUCGUAGCAAUACUUACAGCACUCCUGCUAACAACCAUUGUUUAUUGCAAUAAAGAAAUGAAUUAUAUGUGUACAAAUAUAUUAAAUGUUAUUUAGGACAACUGUAUUGAUUGAUCCAUUAUUGUAAAUGUAGACUGUUUUAGCUAUGUGAGCAAAAGAGCUUCCUUACUGUUGAAUAAAUUAUUUACAAAAUGUC
Molecule: messenger RNA, 3428 nt
Organism: Esox lucius (northern pike)
Lineage: Eukaryota; Metazoa; Chordata; Actinopteri; Esociformes; Esocidae
Product: zinc finger protein 385A
Exons: 8
Coding region: 501-1820 (439 amino acids)
Cellular component (GO): nucleus
Molecular function (GO): nucleic acid binding; zinc ion binding
Source: RefSeq, a predicted model, not a curated record